UUUUAAAACUGAAGACUACUCCUUUGGCACCAAGUCAUGCAAACUGCUGCUCUCUUGAUAUACGCACUUCUGAACUCACAAAUUUGCUCAUUUCAGCUUUGUCGAGGGUCAACGACAUUCCUGCCAAAUCGCUAAUAUUAGUGGUACGAGCGCCCUCUGGUGGUCCGAAUGUGCAGCUACGGAGCAAUAUUUGUCGACGGCCGGGUCAACGACAUUCCUGCCAAAUCGCUAUUAUUAGUGGUACGAGCGCCCUCUGAUGGUCCGAAUGUGCAGCUACGGAGCAAUAUUUGUGGCUCGAAAUACGCAUUUAUCGUUUUAGUGACAAUAAUUGCCCCAUUAACGUUUUUGCGAACUUUGAAAAAAACGAUGGACAAGAAAGAAUCACUUCGUCCGCACAGUCUUGCACACCGUUGCUCACUGAAAUAUUGUCUUAACAUUUACUGGCGUCAUUGAUCAUGUUUGUCCACUAGAGGGAGGUAUAAAACAAAAAAACAGGCGUGUGAUUUAUGGCGUGAUGCUUUAUGGAUCAAAAAUUUGAGUUGGUAAUUUGAGUUACUUUUAAAUGUCUUAAUUUUUUUGUAAAUGCUUUUAAGUGUUGUUUGUGUUAACGACGUUGAGUUAACUUGUGUGCAUUGCCUUUCCAAAAGUAAUAUCCACUUGCCAAAAGAGACACGCCCUCCUCGCCAAUGGAGCAACGCCUCUGUUAGAACCCAGAAGACAACCCUCCUCCUUCAAGUAGCAACAUGAAGUAGUGUGAAGUCAAGGAUUUUUUUAAAAGCAUUUUGAAAGAGCAAUGGCGGAAGCUAAAAACAUUUCUCAGAUUAUUUCUCAGAUCUUCGAAGAGGUGCCAACGGCCAGGAAGAACCUGAUUGAGAACCACAGCAACCUGCAGCAAGUGGCAGACUACUGCGAAAACAACUACCUGCAGGCAGAUGAGCCAACAAAAGCUUUUGAGGAGGCCAAAGCUUUGGCCACACAGGCUUUGGCCAGUGUCACCUAUCAAAUCAACAGCGUGGCCACUCUGCUGCUCCGACUGCUUGACUCUCAGGCCAUUCAAAUCAAGAAAAUUGAGUCCUCCAUCAACCUCAUGUCACUAGCAGCUUCUAUCCACUACGAGAAGGUAGCCAGGAGAGAGAUCAGUAUCUUCACGACAUCGAAAAACAACACGCACGCCAAGCUUGUGGCUCCGCCCACUUCAGGCAGGGAGCUAGAGAGAAGCUAUCCACGAGUACCCAUAUCGUACUCCAGCUUGGACGCCAUUGGACACUGUUUCCAGGUCUCACUGGAGCCCCCCAGAAACAGGACAGGGACCACCGACAGCACGGAAAGCCAUGCAGAUGCUCCUGUCUCCAACCAAGGCAUGGCUGUGCCGAUGCCAUCAGUCCCCACCUUGCCUGCUGACGCCAACCUCACUGACGACCUCCCUCCUCCUCCACCUCAAGCUACAAUCGACACCCUUUCAUCUGCUCCUCCUCCACCCCCACCACCUCCUCCUCCUACCAUGAUGGACAUUGGCCUGCCCCCUCCACCUUCCAUGACCUCGCCAACAUGUCCGCCGCCACCUCCUUUGCCGCCACCAAACAACCUCAACUCACCCGUUUCACUUCCCCCUCCGCCACCUCUACCUGCAGAAACUGCUCCUCUUCCUUCACCGCCCCCUCCACCUCAUUUUGCAGGUGGUCCCCCACUUCCUCCUCCUCCACCACCACCACCUCCUCCUCCUACCAUGAUGGACAUUGGCUUGCCCCCUCCACCUUCGAUGACCUCGCCAACAUGUCCGCCGCCACCUCCUUUGCCGCCACCAAACAACCUCAACUCACCCGUUUCACUUCCCCCUCCACCUCCUCUACCUACAGAAACUGCUCCUCUUCCUUCACCGCCCCCUCCUCCUCAUUUUGCAGGUGGUCCCCCACUUCCUCCACCUCCUCCGCCUCUACCUUGA
Hippocampus zosterae (dwarf seahorse) is the source of this 1942-nucleotide messenger RNA. RefSeq names its product ABI family, member 3b (gene abi3b). The record is from RefSeq and is a predicted model, not a curated record. Gene Ontology annotation, cellular component: lamellipodium. Gene Ontology annotation, molecular function: SH3 domain binding. The coding region runs from base 794 to 1942 and encodes 382 amino acids. The transcript is spliced from 5 exons. Lineage: Eukaryota; Metazoa; Chordata; Actinopteri; Syngnathiformes; Syngnathidae.